This is a messenger RNA of Verticillium alfalfae VaMs.102, 924 nucleotides long. Its product is annotated as chaperone protein dnaJ 2. Gene Ontology annotation, molecular function: Hsp70 protein binding. The transcript is spliced from 5 exons. The coding region runs from base 1 to 924 and encodes 307 amino acids. Gene Ontology annotation, biological process: protein refolding. Lineage: Eukaryota; Fungi; Ascomycota; Sordariomycetes; Glomerellales; Plectosphaerellaceae. The record is from RefSeq and is a predicted model, not a curated record. Gene Ontology annotation, cellular component: cytosol; nucleus; cytoplasm.
AUGGUUAAAGAAACCAAGUACUACGAUGUUCUUGGCGUUGCGCCUACCGCCACUGAGCAAGAGCUCAAGAAGGCUUACAAGACGGGCGCCUUGAAGUACCACCCUGAUAAGAACGCGCACAACCCUGCUGCCGAGGACAAGUUCAAGGAAAUCUCACACGCCUACGAAAUUCUCUCCGAUUCCCAGAAGCGCAGCAUCUACGACCAGUACGGCGAGGCCGGCCUCGAGGGAGGUGCCGGCGGCGGCGGCAUGGCCGCUGAGGACCUGUUCGCUCAAUUCUUCGGCGGCGGCGGCGGUGGCCUCGGCGGCAUGUUUGGCGGUGGCAUGCAGAACCGUGGCCCUCCCAAGGCCCGCACCAUCCAUCACACUCACAAGGUCUCGCUCGAGGAUAUCUACCGCGGCAAGAUCUCCAAGCUCGCCCUCCAGCGCUCCAUCAUCUGCCCCAAGUGCGAAGGCCGCGGCGGCAAGGAGGGCGCCGUCAAGCGUUGCGCCGGCUGUGACGGCCACGCUCUGGCUGGUGGCACUAUCUUCGUCGAGCACCUCGACGACAGGUGGCUGAGCAUCGACAUUCUGCCUGGCGAGGCUAUUUGCCCUGAUGCUGUCAAGAUGGUCCGCGGCCAGGGUAUGCCCUCUGAGAGGCACCACGACCACGGCAACAUGUACAUCCAAUUCAGCGUCAAGUUCCCCGAGAAGAACUGGAUGCAGGAUGAGGCUUCAUUCGAGGCCCUUCGCAAGCUGCUUCCCGCGCCCAGCCUCCAGACUGUCCCGCCUCCCGAUGGCAUGACCGAGCCCGCAGAUCUCGAGGACAUCGAGACGCAAUCCCAGGCUCGCGUCUUUGGCGGCGGCGCUGGCGGCGGUUCCAUGGAGGAGGAUGACGAGGACGGUCACCCCCACGGUGAGCGCGUUCAGUGCGCUUCUCAGUAA